AUUUUAAGAGACUCAUAAGUGACCUCGACGAAUUUGCAAAGAAGAAGAAGAAAACUUGUUUUGCGUCACAAAUUUCGUCUAAUUUUUGCGUGAAAAACAGUGAAAAUUCUCUGAAAAUUCUUCCAAAUUCUUAGUGAAGUGGUAGCUGAAGAUACCAUGGAUCUGUUCAGGAAGAUUCUUGGCCUCAAUGCUCCCCAGGAAGACCAAAAUGACAAGGGGAAGAAGAAACCCCUUCGGGAUGACUUCCGGAAGCCCAUUUGGUUUGAGGAGAACGAGACGGACGAUGAGCUGUUUGACAAUGGAAAGUUCUUUGGGCCUCACAUCUUUGCCAAUUCCACGGAACUUGAGAAGCACUUUGAGAGGCAUGUUCAGGAAUUGCUGAAGUCUUUUGAGGAUUUUGAGGCUGCAGAUCCCACCAAGGAGGAUUUUGGGAGGUUUCCGUCGAUUUGGAGUACAUUGGAAUCCAAAGGGAUUGAUAGGGACUUGGACAGUGAGGUUAAUGCUGGGAAAAUGAAAGCAAUUCUCGAUGGAGUGACUUCUAAGGCUCCUGCUCCGAAGACGCCGCAGAAGAAGCGCCUGACUGACGAAGAGACAAUUAUGGCGAGGAUCCAUGGGACUGAGGAGAAGGAGGAGGAAACGAGGAAACCCACCAGGCCAAGGUACGUGCCCAAAAUGACACCAAUGCAUCCCAAUUUUGAAUCUUCAGUGCCCAUUCCCGGAGCCAAAAUCUUUGGGCAGAGCAUCAUGACGGAGACUGUCCGGAAACCCGAUGGGACUGUGGAGUCCAGGAGAGUCGUGAGAGAUCUGGAUGGGAAUGUCAAGACCACAAUCUCAAGGACAGUCGAUGGGGAGACCAAAACCGUGACGACCUUCAAUGGGAAGGAGCAGGAGGGAGAGAAAUUGGCUCGUGACAAGGAAGCAUCUGCCCUGGAUAGCAAUCUGUACGUGUCUCCCAGCGGCUACACUUUGCCCAGGAAUCUCUGGUGACUGCGAGAUUCCGGGUUACUUCCCAGCCUCCUGGCUAGUACAUCAAGUAGAUGACUUUUUGCUUGCCCCAAGAAUGAAUUUUUGAGUGUGAUAGGCUGCUGACAGUAUCAGCGUUGCUGCGUGAUUGAAAUAAAGAGAAUUUCCUUCCCUAGAAAAA
This is a messenger RNA of Phlebotomus papatasi, 1144 nucleotides long. RefSeq lists its product as uncharacterized. The transcript is spliced from 3 exons. NCBI's taxonomy places the organism in Eukaryota, Metazoa, Arthropoda, Insecta, Diptera, Psychodidae. Gene Ontology annotation, biological process: negative regulation of apoptotic process; regulation of actin filament polymerization. The record is from RefSeq and is a predicted model, not a curated record. The coding region runs from base 157 to 987 and encodes 276 amino acids. Gene Ontology annotation, cellular component: sarcoplasmic reticulum; apical plasma membrane; actin cytoskeleton.